Molecule: messenger RNA, 2835 nt
Organism: Drosophila santomea
Lineage: Eukaryota; Metazoa; Arthropoda; Insecta; Diptera; Drosophilidae
Gene: GluRIIE
Product: glutamate receptor ionotropic, kainate 2
Exons: 13
Coding region: 157-2748 (863 amino acids)
Biological process (GO): synaptic transmission, glutamatergic; modulation of chemical synaptic transmission; monoatomic ion transport
Cellular component (GO): plasma membrane; postsynaptic membrane
Molecular function (GO): transmitter-gated monoatomic ion channel activity involved in regulation of postsynaptic membrane potential; glutamate-gated receptor activity
Source: RefSeq, a predicted model, not a curated record
GUGGAGCAUUAUUAGCAUUAAAAUUUCAGUUAACAGGGCUCAGUAUGAAAACUUUGGCGGAUUCGAUAACAUCCAAAGUUUGGGAAGUGUCCCCAUCGGGGACGGUCAAGUUGUUGUUUAUAAACAAACCGGCAAAAGAGAAAUGGCCAAAAGUGGAUGAGAGAGACUUUCUCGGUUUCAGGUCUGCUCACCGACCAGAACACGGAUCAGAUGAACAUAGUCUUCGACCAUGCCAUCGAUGUCGCCAACCAGGAGGUGGGCACCACCUUGACUGCCCUCAAGGAGGAGGUUAACUACGGGGAUGCGUACCAGAGCUACGGAAGGCUGUGCAGGAUGUUGGAGACAGGCAUCGCUGGAGUGUUUGGACCCUCGUCGCGGCACACUGCCGUCCACCUGAUGUCCAUAUGCGACGCCAUGGACAUACCCCACAUCUACUCCUACAUGAGCGAGAACGCGGAGGGAUUUAAUCUGCACCCGCAUCCGACUGACCUGGCCAAAGCUCUGUACAGCCUAAUCACGGAGUUCAAUUGGACCCGCUUCAUUUUCCUCUACGAGUCGGCCGAGUACCUAAACAUUUUGAACGAGCUAACCACGAUGUUAGGAAAGAGUGGAACUGUGAUCACGGUGCUGCGAUACGACAUGCAGUUGAAUGGCAAUUACAAACAGGUCCUUCGACGGGUUCGAAAGUCCGUGGAUAAUCGAAUUGUGGUCGUGGGCUCCAGUGAAACGAUGCCAGAGUUCCUAAACCAGGCGCAACAAGUGGGCAUCAUCAACGAGGAUUACAAGUACAUAAUCGGUAACCUGGACUUUCACUCUUUCGAUUUGGAGGAGUACAAGUACAGUGAGGCCAAUAUAACAGGUCUGCGCCUAUUUUCUCCUGAAAAAAUGGCCGUCAAGGAACUGCUCAUUAAGUUGGGUUACCCCACCGAUCAGGAUGAGUUCAGGAAUGGUUCUUGUCCCAUAACCGUGGAAAUGGCCCUAACCUACGAUGCCGUCCAGUUGUUUGCACAGACCCUAAGGAACCUUCCCUUCAAGCCGGUGCCCCAAAAUUGCUCGCAAAGAACAGAAAGCGUCCGAGAUGAUGGUUCCUCCUUCAAGAAUUAUAUGCGAACUCUGCGCCUCACGGAUCGUCUGCUUACGGGACCCAUCUACUUCGAAGGAAACGUCCGCAAGGGGUACCACCUGGAUAUCAUCGAACUGCAACCGUCGGGAAUCGUCAAGGUGGGCACAUGGGACGAGGAACGGCAGUAUAGACCACAGCGACUGGCACCCACCACUGCCCAAUUCGAUAUCGUUGACAAUUCGCUGGCCAAUAAGACCUUUAUUAUCUUGCUCUCGGUACCGAACAAACCAUAUGCCCAACUGGUGGAGACCUACAAGCAGCUAGAGGGUAACAGCCAGUAUGAGGGAUACGGUGUCGAUCUAAUCAAGGAACUGGCCGAUAAGCUGGGCUUCAAUUUUACAUUCGUAAACGGCGGCAAUGAUUAUGGAUCGUACAACAAAUCCACAAAUGAAUCCACGGGCAUGCUGAGGGAGAUAAUGACUGGGCGAGCUGACCUGGCUAUCACGGAUUUGACCAUUACUUCUGAGCGUGAACAGGCUUUAGACUUUACCAUACCCUUCAUGAAUCUGGGCAUUGCAAUUCUCUAUUUGAAGCCCCAGAAAGCCAAACCUGAGCUCUUUACCUUCAUGGACCCUUUUUCGGAGGAAGUCUGGUGGUUCCUAGGUUUUUCCUUUUUGGGCGUUUCCUUGAGUUUCUUCAUAUUGGGCCGUCUGUCGCCAAGCGAAUGGGAUAACCCGUAUCCUUGUAUUGAGGAGCCAGAAGAAUUAGAAAACCAGUUUACAAUAGGCAACUCGAUUUGGUUUACAACUGGAGCUCUGCUUCAGCAGGGUUCUGAAAUUGGUCCUAAAGCUUUAUCCACUCGAACUGUAGCCAGUUUCUGGUGGUUCUUUACCCUGAUUGUCGUCUCUUCUUACACCGCCAAUUUGGCUGCCUUUUUGACCAUUGAAAAACCGCAAAGUUUAAUCAACAGCGUAGACGAUCUGGCAGAUAACAAGGAUGGUGUGGUUUACGGCGCAAAGAAAACUGGAUCCACCAGAAACUUCUUUAUGACCUCCGCGGAAGAACGAUAUAAGAAGAUGAAUAAAUUCAUGUCCGACAAUCCUCAAUAUCUCACCGAAGACAACAUGGAGGGAGUAAAUCGAGUUAAGACCAAUACCCACUAUGCGUUUCUGAUGGAAUCCACUUCCAUUGAGUAUAAUACCAAGCGUGAGUGCAAUCUUAAAAAGAUUGGAGAUGCAUUGGAUGAGAAAGGCUAUGGAAUAGCCAUGAGGAAGGAUUGGCCGCACCGCGGUAAGUUCAAUAAUGCCCUCCUGGAACUGCAGGAACAGGGAGUGCUGGAGAAAAUGAAGAACAAGUGGUGGAACGAGGUGGGCACCGGAAUUUGCGCCACCAAAGAGGAUGCUCCUGAUGCGACACCUUUGGAUAUGAAUAACCUGGAGGGAGUUUUCUUCGUACUCCUCGUCGGAAGUUGCUGCGCCUUGCUUUACGGGAUUAUCAGCUGGGUUUUGUUUGUGAUGAAGAAAGCUCAUCACUAUCGAGUUCCGUUGCGCGACGCUCUCAAGGAGGAAUUCCAGUUCGUUAUUGAUUUCAAUAAUUAUGUUCGGGUAUUGAAAAACUCCGCUUCCAUCUACUCGCGCAGUCGUCAGUCCUCGAUGUCAGUAGCUUCAGUGGCCCAAUCGCAGUAGAAAGAAAUCACUUUCACUCGUCGAAUGCCGGUUGGAAAAUAUUUGUUUUUUCGCAUGCAUAAUAUAUAAUGUAUGUAUAUAAUGUUU